Molecule: messenger RNA, 9447 nt
Organism: Schistosoma rodhaini
Lineage: Eukaryota; Metazoa; Platyhelminthes; Trematoda; Strigeidida; Schistosomatidae
Source: the annotation of a GenBank genome assembly
AUAAAAGGUGCGUUACAGCGUCGUCUCAUCACAGUUGAGAGGGUACAUUUCCAGAUUCAGAUUAAUUUCUUUAGUCAUAUUUACGGAACUAAUAAUUAUGAGCCAACUCAUAAAGCAGGCCAGAGAGUUAUAUAAGGCCGAAAAGUUUGAGGAGUGUUAUAAACUCACUGGGGAACUGCUAGUUAAUUCAAAAGAUUAUGGGACACUAGUUAUGCAUGGAGCCUGUUGCUCUCAAAUUGGAGACGAGAAGGAAGCGAUUGAAUCAUAUUUCUCGGCUCUUUCGAUCGAUUCUACUAACAACAUGGCUUGGAUUGUAAGUUUGUUCAAGAAUCGUGACCUUUUGGUAUUUGUUGAGAUUUAAGUUAUACCCAGUGUCACAGAUUCAGAUUUUCAGAUUUAUGUAGUAAGGACAGGUCUUUGGCCUAUCUUAUUCUUUUUGUGGUAUGAUUCUGUGACUGUUCAGUCUUCUCUUGAAUGAGUCAGUUGAAGGUGUGGACACUACUGCUUCGAGCAGCAGGUUCCAAGUAUUGAUAACUCGGUGUGAAAAUUUGUAUGCCACGGGUAUUUUAUUUGUUCGUGGACUUCCUACUCGCCCGCUAUGUCCUCUGAGAUGUCGCGAUCUAGUGGGAAAAGAAUAUAAGUCCAAAAUCACUUCUCGGUAUUAUAUACAUCAAAUUUAGGUCUCCCCUUAGUCUACAAUAGGACAGAGUUAGGAGGUUCAGCUUUUCAAGCCGCUCUUUGUAUGGUAAACUUCGGAGUUCUGGAAUUGCACGGGUAGCUGUUCAUACUUUUUCUAGGAUAUCCGAGCCACCUUUUAAACAAAGGAAUACCAAGAUUUUUUAGCCUCAAGAGUAGUCUGUUUGUUGGCACCUCGUCAAAUGCUUUGCUGAGGUCCAUGUAGAGCACAACUACCGAUUUUCUGUUGUCCAUAGCCUUUGCCCAAUGCUCCCUUGCUAUAAGGAGGUUUAUUGUGCAAGAUAAACCUUUUUUGAAACCAUGCUGUCCGCUGCUUAAUAAGUUGUUAUGUGUUUAUUUAUUUAAACACACAAAUAUAGGUACAAAGGGGUACCAGAUACAUAUGCGCCACACAAAUCAAAUGAGAUUUGUGUGAGAGCUGUGAUACUGCCCAGGUGCCCAAACUGAAGCAGGUUAACAAGUUGUUAGUUUCCACAAAUGUCAUUAUAGUCUUUUUGACUAUUCUUUCUAGUAUUUCGACUACGACACUGGUGAGGCUAACAGGUCUGUAGCUAGAUGGAAGUUGUCUCGAUCCUGCUUUAUGUAUGGGAGUGACGAUUGCAUCCUUCCAGUCCAUAAGUAACACACCUUGGUCAAGUGACACCAAUAUCACAGUCAGUGGGCUGUGAUAUAUUGUGCAAUAUGUCUCAGGAUUUCGAGGUGUAAUUCAUCCAGUCCUGUUGACUUUUCCAUGUCUAAGGUGCUAAGAGCCUUGAGUACAUCGUCUUUAUCAAAGCCCACGGUGAGCAGGUGGUUUGUUGACUCUGUAUUUGGGUCUGGUUCUUUGUUUAGAAGUGGUUCCUGAGUAAAAACUACCCCAAAAUAAUUAGCCAUAGCCUCUGCUUUUUCCUGGUCUUCCUCUAUCAUAUCAGAUUCACUCCCUUCUUUAAUUAGAUUGGGAAUCCAAUGAUACAUUCUUGUUCUGUAGUCUAUGUACGAGAAUAUUGUCUUAGGCUGCUUAAGUGCAGAUUGUGCCAACCGCAUUCCAUAUUUUCUCUGAGCUUCCAGAAUUUUAGUUAUACACAUGUUUCUUACAGAUGUGUAGCGUUCCAUCGUACCUGCUGUGCCGAAGGUGAUAGCAACAUUCCGACGUUUCUUUUGUCUUAGUAAACGUUGAAUAUCCUGGCCUAUCCAGAUAUGACCGUGCUUCUCCUUUAGGACUGUCCAGGGUAUGUAUGAUUGAGUUACCCGAUUGUAUAACUGUCUGAAAUGAGUUCAUGCCUCUUGUACUGAUGCCCUUGAGUCAAUUUCCCAGUUUUCAGUCGAUGCUGCGGAGUUUAUUGCCCCCAUAUCUGCCUUCCAUAUAGUUGAACGGGCUGGCACAACUGUUCGACAGGCAAUCUCAGCCAUGAAUUUGAAUAAUAUGACUGCAUGGUCACUUCUCCCUGGUGGUGGUAGGAAAGUCAUUUGACCAACAGCAUCACCGUGUGUAAAGACUAAAUCCAAAAAAUAGAAGAGGAGUUUCUUAAGUCAUAUCUUGUUGGAUUUCUAAUGUGUUGGAAUAAAGCUAAUCCAAUCGAGGUUUCUGACAGUUUGCAAUCGGAUGACGUUAUCAAUGACCCUACUUCUAAGUUAACCCAGUUUCUACACGGUGCAUUAAAGUCGCCUACUACAAGUCUUUUACCAUUUCUACACCAGGACUUAGGUUCGCUUAGGAGAAAAUCGUUUACUACACAUUCUGAACUGCGAUAUACUACAACUAUUUCAAUAUCUUGCCGUCUACAUUCUAGCCUGCAAAACACCAGUUCACAGGUCCCUAAAUCAUGUGCCACUGUCUCAACAGCUUGUAUGGUUAAGGUACUUUUCGUGCACAAGAUAACCCGUCCCCCUACGGUUUAAUCUAUCAGCCCUACUGGACAAAAAACUAGUCAUCUGAAUUUCAUUAUCAAACACUUAUGACAUUAUCCAUGUUUCUGAGACAGCAACGACAUCCGGUUUUUCUAUAUCUACCAUUGUCUUGAGCUCUUCCAUUUUAUUUAGUAGGCUGCGAGCAUUUAUGUAGCACUCCUUUAAUUCCGUGGAGAACUUUUCCUCACCACCAAGAGUGGUUUUGGGAUGGUUUGGCUUCCAACUUUUACAAUGUAAAAACCCGUAAGAACGAGGUUUCUUUCACCGUUUCGGCGGCGCUCGUUUAUUUCCACUUCUGCAGCUCAUCUCAAUACGAUCGGCUAGACUGAGAUCCUCACGGACGUAUAUUCCAGACCCAAUCAAUUUACGUGGGUUACCUAGAAUCGGGUUCCUUCCUUCAAUCGUGGUAAAUGUAACCUUCAAGAGGUGGCUUUUCUGAGGACUUUCAGAAUCCACUUUUUGUCCUAUUCUGUAAAGCUUACAGAUGCUAACUCCUGAAACUGUUUCUGGGAGUAGCUUGCUUAUUAAAGACAUAAUAUGACUGAGGUCGUGCUCAAAUCUAGCCUUUGGUUCCUUAUCCGAAGAUUCUUUUAACUUAUGAAAAAUGACUGACUUCUCAGCGACGUCUGUGGGAUUUUAGUUCCAGAAUUCGUCUCUUCCUUGCACUCAAAUUUCGAUUCAGCAUCAAACACUUAGGUCACGUUCUGUUUUCUGACUUUUCUUUUCCUAGGUGUGACUGUGAGCCACCUUAUUUUGUCUCUUAAUCACUUGCUGUACACUGCUCAGACUUGGCUCCCCUAUAGUUUGUAUUACAUUGAUAUGUGAAUCCGGAACUGAACCUGCAGAUCUACAUACCUCAGUAUUGUCUAUAGGUAGUUUUUCCCCAACGCGCUUCUUUCUUCUUAUAACAAUGCCUACAUCCAUAUGCUUAUCUGUUUCCCUGAUAAGGUCCACCUUUGUGGUCUCAUUUAAGUCUAGACCUGGGCUCAUAAUCACGCUCUCAAUUUCCUCGAAAUCAGAGUUCUGAUCAUCUGCUGCUGUCUGUUUUAAAGCUCGAUCGCCUCUAGAAUCAGCAGAGACUUAGUAGAACAACAUUCUUUACACAACCAACAUGAUAAUGGCUUGCAGCACCGUUUAUAUACAGUCGGCGUGAGUUCGGUGCACACAUUGUGAUACCACUUAUUGCAGUUAUCACAUUGCAUCCCCUCAUAGACUGGGAAAUAGCAUGCUAGUCUACCACAACGAGUUUGUAAUUGCGCCGAAGAUUUUUAUGUUUCUAUAGAAAUAAAAUAAAGAAACAAUAUAAAAAUCCGACUUCAAUAGUUACAAAAAGAUCUUAACACCUAUGGAUACAAACAAUGCUCAAAGAUACGUUCAGAGACGAAAAAUAAGUAUCACUACCUUUAGUUUUAUGUAUCUGUACUCGUAAAGUACAGAUGAUAAACUUCUCUAGAGAAAAAGCGGUACUCUUGGGAAUUACUUUAACUAAAAAAAUUCAAUUAAUGCAAAAAUAGUAGUCUUGAUGCGUAAUUUAACGAUCAAUGCCACAAAAUUUACUUAGAGGAAAAAUACCGCUGUCAUUUUUGAAUAGCGCGCGUGUCACGAAGCUAAAGUAGAAGUAAAAACAACAUGUUGGGCAUAUGUAAUAAAGACUACUAGGAAUAUCUAAAUCGCCUUCACUUUUCCGUUGUACUUUAUCCCGAUUCCAGUUUCGACAUCAUUCUACGGUUCAAAGAACUUUUUAGCCUUUCUUCAGACCUCAGCUAAUAUGGUCUUUUAUGAAGGACUGAUAUUUGUCGCUUUACUCGAGUUAUGGAGUUCCAAGUAGAAUAAAUUCUACAUAAUGCGAAAUGCUGCUUUUUACUGCUCAUUCGAUCCCUUAUUGAAUAAUUCAGUUUCUUUCGCAUUUGCUCCAUUGUCAGGGUCUUUACAACGAAACCAAGAAAAGCCCGUACAAAAAUCGAAGAAUUCUUUUAAGAGUAUGCACAGCACUCAUCGGAAAAUGCUCAAAGUCUGACUCCACUGGAAAAUAUUUAGAGUACGCAAAAAUGCUUGUCCAAAUCGUCGUUCAGUUUCGACUACCAUUACCCAUUGAUUUUAAUGAAUUUAAUGAUAUAUGUGAAUUUAUUCUUGAACAUGAUCCAGACAAUUUAUAUGCUCUUGAAGCUACUUUUCGUUUACAAAUCGAAUAUUUCUUAUUCUAUGGAUUUCCUGAAUUUAUUGACCAGAGUUUAUGCAGUAAAUUGAAAUUCGAGAAUAUAACGCAGCAAUCAAAAGUACCUUGUAUCACUUCAUCAGCUGUAUAUCUCAAACGAUUAAAACAAUUCGAACAAAUAGUACAACAACCAACCAAUGUAACUAAAACAGCUCAUAUUACAUUAUGUUUGAGUCGAUUGUUAUACCGUUUAUACAUUUAUUUCAUUCCAAAUUAUUCAUCAACCAAUAGUAUUGAUGAUGAUGUCAUUACAAAUUCUAACAAUCGAAAUAAUGAAAAAUGUUUGGAUUUAUGGAAUCUUAUUCAAAGUGAUAUUAACAAACUUGAUUUCAACGGAGUUGUUGGAUUUAUUAACUCUUUAAAGAAUAGAAUAAUUGAUCUUCAUGCCGGACUUUUGUAUGUAUUGGCUGCGUUUAAAUUGUAUCAAUUCAAUAGUUGUAAUGAAAUCAUUAAUACAUUAAUAUCUUUUAUUGAUAGAAAUUGUACACAAUUUUAUUCAGAAUCUAAAAGUUUAUCUGAACCUAUAUCGAAAUUUAUCAGUUAUACAUCAAAUCUGAAUUUCUCUCAACGCACAUUAUGCACACCAUUUCGUUUCAAUUUAAACGGACUGGAAGAUAAUGAUUUACCAACAAAAUAUAAUAUAUAUACAAUAAUUAAUUCUUGGUUACGGAUAUUAUACAUGGCGAAUAUUUGUAAUUCAGAAAUUUCUACGAAAAGUACUGAUGGAAAUGUUGAAACGAUUCUUCGUCAAUUGGUAAAUACAAAAGAUAUCCCAUCUACUUGGAUAGAUGUUUAUCAAACUUUGUAUUUGGAAUACUCCCUUAUCGUUAACAAUUUAGAAGCGGCAUUUAGUAUUCUUGAAAAGUGGAAAAUACAUCAUGGUUGUCAAAUGAAUAAGACAAUUCCAAACAGUAUUGGUUUAUCUCCACGUUUUCGAAUAUGUUUGAUAUGGUUGAAAGUAUCUAAGUUUAUUUCUACCAAGUUGAUGAACAAUUCAGAUACAACAAUACCACAGCCUAUUGUGAAUGAAUUUUUGGAUUUACUUAAAACAAAUAAUCUCACUAUUCAUUCAACUCGUUAUCAGUAUUUAAUUGGAUAUAUAAUGAAAAUGUUUACACAAUCCUUUACAAAUUAUCCUGAAACUAUGGGCUGUGAUCGACAGUUGAAUGCAUUUUCUCUUGGUGUUCAAUUUGAUAAGUGUUAUUAUGCGAACUAUUUACAACUAGGGCAUAUACACCGUGAAAUGGAGAGUUUUAAAGAGGCACUGACAUCCUAUGCUGAAGCCUAUCGUUUGAUGCCUGGUUCGCCAGUUUGCGCGUAUUAUUAUUCAGUGGCAUUGUGUAAGCAAGAACAAUGGGAAAACGCUUUAGAUGUGUAUUCAUCUGUUGAUCAUAAUGAUUUCACAAAAGAUAUGUGGCUUAAUUAUGGCUUAAUUAAUUUACGUCUGGGUCGAAUAAAUGACUGUUUGCCAGCAUUACAACGUGUUGUUUUAGCUAAAAAUGACGCAUUAUAUUGGGAAAUUCUCGGUGAAGCUUACUUACUUCGUAGAAGUUAUGAAACAGCGGUAAAAGCUUUCAAUCGUGCUUUAGACUUAGAACCGAACCGACCAUUUACACUAGUUCUAUGUGGAAGAGCUUAUCGUCAUAUGAAUGAUAUUUACUCAUCACUUUGUUGUUUUAAUAAUGCUCUAAAAAUGAUUGAAGACAAUUACAUGAUUGAUCGAUUAUACAGAAAAUUCUAUGUCUUGAUUAUGAAAGAACUGGUUGAAAUUCAUAUAUUCAAAUGUCAAUCUGGCAUGUAUCAAGGAUGUACUGGUCAAGCGUUGAACGAUUUACAUCAUACUUUAACCUUGUUAAACAAGUUAUUGAAUUAUUUUGUCGGUUCCAAAGUUGUACCAUUCUGGUUUUUCCGAUAUACAGGUGAUAUCCUCAGCCUAUUGUCUAUGAUUGAUGAUCCCGAACUAUUAAUCGAUGUCCCGACACGUUUAGUUUCUUUAAUGAAUGGUGCUCAAUAUCUGUCCGAAUCGAAGGAACCUACGGAAACGAUUAAAGUUAAUAUUGUCACAUGUCUUCACCUUGGUGGGAUCUAUCUAGCCUGUGCUCUUCGUACAUCGAUCAGUUCAAUUCGAUAUCCAUCACAUUCAUUAGAUCCAAAUGUACUCUCUAGCAAUAAAGAUGCUGAAUCGAGUACCACUACUACUACUACAUCGACAACUAAAACGGAUCCAUUGAAAUUAUUAAUAAUCAGUUCUAUAUUAAUUAGUUUAGGCAUUAAUCAACUUAAUCAAGGUUAUUAUAUACAACGUAAUAAUAUUUCGCCGGAAUCAUUCAUUAAAACAAAUCAAUUAGAUCAUAUUGUUGAACCAUUCAAUUUCAUUAUGAUACCAAAUGAAUUAUUUUAUUUAUCUGAAUCAACAUUAAAAAAUGCAUUACAAUUAUUAGAUAAUUUAUCUAGUAUCUAUGGUGAAUUAUUAGAAGAAAUAUUAAAAGAGAAAAGUUUACAUGAACCAAGUACAAUAACAACUGAUGAUGAAAUUGAUGAACAAGAUAUACGUGAUCGUAUUAAUUUAAUUAAAAAACUUCAAUCACGUGCAUGGGCUUCAUUAGCUGGUGUUUAUUCAACAAGUGAUGAAAACUUGGAUUCAGAAAUUACUUAUUGUCUUUGUCAAGCAUUGCUUUAUAAUCCUGAUAAUACCACCGUCAUGGUUAAUUUGGCAAUGCUACAAAUGAAACAGGGUCAAACUGAACUUGCAGUUAAUUUGGUAGAACAAGCUAAAGCGAUUGAUCCAGAUAAUUUUAGAGUUUGGCUUGUUUCAGCUCAAUUGACUGCUGUCAUGUCUGGUACUCCGUCGAUCGGUCCUGGAUUAUUAGUCAAUACGGAAGUGUUGAGUCAUUUGAUACAUGCUGCGUAUACCGGUUCAAAUUAUCAAGUAGCUUCACAGCUUACACUGCAUUUGAUGCCUAUAAUUAUUGAAUAUUCUGGAUUUAAUUUCCUUUGUGAUCCAUCAGCAUCAUCUUGUCCAUCAAAAGAUAUGUCACAAUUAAUUCAGGUUUUCGAUAAACGAGCACAUUUACGCCUAUCUGUCAAUGUGGCUAUAGAAUGUUUAAAUCGGGCUAUCGCUUUCCAGCCUAAUAAUGUACGGUUAUGGCAUAAUCGGGGUAUUUUACUCCAAUUGGUGGGAUAUUCCGUGCCCGCAAAACAUUGUCUUCAAAAAGCUGUUAUGUUAUUGAAUAAACAAAACCAGUUAUCAUAUCGUGAUAAUCCAAAUGAAUUGGCAUUUUUCAGUCUUGUAUUAUCUCAUUAUUUUCUUAUUACAUAUAUUUGUGGUUCACCUGAUUGGAAAAUUGCUGAACAACUUCUUAAUUUAACUAAAAAUCCAAAUUCUACAUUUUGUCAUAGUUUAGCUGAGGCAUGUGCUAAAGGUAUUAUAUUUACAAUGCAUCCAGAUCACCCAGCACAAGAGAAUUUAUCACUAAUAUGUUUAACUGAAGAAAUUCAACGUCUUCUUAAUCAAGGCUCAUUUGUUACUAAAUCUGCUUUACAAUUUCAACCAAAUGCUGGUUUCUUAUUAUUAUUAGUUAUAAAAUUAAUAAAUUGUCCAUAUUUUGGUCCAAUGCAAGAAAUUCAAAAACUACAUACUUAUUUAAAUGGAAUUAUGAAACAAGCACAAUUAUCCACAUCGUCGUCGUCAUCUUCAACGGAUCAAUAUUAUGAUAUUUCCUUACCAUUAGCUUAUAAUUUAAGUCAAAUCGGUGUACGUUUAGGUCAAGAUAUUGAUUGGCUAAUGAAUUCACCUCUAUGUAAAUUGAUAUAUGAAAUUUCAUCAAAAAAACAAAUGGAAUAUGAAAAUUUAUCAAAUUUACCAGAUUUAUUUACUAAUCGUAUCAGUGAUAAUUAUUUACCAUUAGGUGGACAAUUAACUGAAAAUGAAUUAAAUAAUUGGAUAAUGAAUAAUACAUAUUUAUCAUUAUGUUCUUCACGAAAAUCUUCUGGUCUUGCCUAUAUAUCACGUUAUUUAAUUCAACGUCCAAAUGAAUCCAUUCGAUGGAUGUUUUUAUUUUCUUGGUUAUUACAUAAAAAUCCAAUUAGUCAAACUACAAAUUUAUCUACAAUUAAAUUAAAACAAAGUAUGAAUACUUCAAUGAAGACUACAUUAACAAUCUAUACAAAUUUAAUUAUUAAAUGUUUAUUAUGUAUCAAUCAAUUACGUAAUGAAUGUCCUAUGAAUUCAAUAUUUGCUACAGCUUUAGUCAAUUUCAGUUUAUGGUGGUUAACUGUUAAUAAAGAUUAUCACUUAUCUGUACAACAUGAUGAUUUAUAUACGAAUUUAUUGUUAAAUUUACGACGUGCUGCUGUUCUCUUUCCAGAUACACCGAAUAUAUUAUCAACAUUACGAUCGAUAUCAGGAAGAAUUUAAGUAUAUUGUCCAGUGUUUUUUUUUUGUUUAAAUUGAUAUUUUGAAGAAUCAUUAUUUACGUGGAUUAUCAUUAUUAUUAUCAUUGAAAGUCGGUCCCAUCACCGGUGUUGUUAUUGCCCUUUCAUUUUUACAGAUUAUACUUUUAAUACAAAAAUUUUUUUGUUCUUGCCAAAGUCUUGUUCACAUUCAGUUAACUAGCAAAUCCGAAGUCAAUUAAAAUCAGUUCAGAUUU